AUGGCGUCAUCGAAGGAAACCUAUUGUUUGUGUGGUCAGCCGUAUAAUAUUGGACAGUUUAUGAUAGAAUGUGACUGUUGUCGUGAAUGGUUUCACGGAAGCUGUGUUGAUGUAAAAAUAUAUCACUCUGACGAUAUAGACAAAUAUCACUGUCCGAAAUGUGCCCAAACCUAUGGACCUUCUGUAUUGAAAAUCCCCACAAACAACCACAGAGCAGAUCGUUACGAAUUAAGUGCGGAAACACGGCCCUCUCAAGUUGGUUCACCAGCAUGGGUGAGAGCAUUAGCUGCAAGACCACUACGCCCAGCACCAGCGGCGCUUCAGAGAAUGAGGGGCCACCAGUUUACAGAGGAGUUCAUCAAGGACAAUGGUUAG
Parnassius mnemosyne (clouded apollo) is the source of this 375-nucleotide messenger RNA. The record is from the annotation of a GenBank genome assembly. NCBI's taxonomy places the organism in Eukaryota, Metazoa, Arthropoda, Insecta, Lepidoptera, Papilionidae.